UUGUUACUUAAGCACCCUCCCAUUUUCCUUUGUGCCUGGUCAUUUUCCUGCCUCUUUGUCCAGCUUGGAUCAGCAGAGUCCCCAAAGGCCUUAGCUCAAAAUGCACCAGGAACAUCUGCCGGAAGCAUCGGCCACCAGUGAAAAAGAGGCAGAAGUGGGUUGGUCCCAGAGAACCAGUGAUUACUACAGAGUUAGUGAUGAUUUGCCACCCCGGUUCAACCACCCUGGAUGGUUUCAGGGCUACAGAACGAGGGAGCCUCAUCCAAUGUACAGGACCACCAACCAGACCUAUGGAAGUAAAGCACCUACUGUACAUGAAAUGCCAACCUCUUUUAACAUUACCUCACAUGCAUUUUCAAAAAAUCUUGGUAAGUGUGGCCUGUAUAGGAAUAAUGGGCUCAACACCUACAUAGAGAAAAGUUACGUGACUGGCGCAGAUAACUUCAUCACCUUCUACGACAGACUCAACUUUCACCCCAGUUACAACGGCAGUGGACCAUCCCACUGUGAAUAAUGAGUCAGCCGGGAUAUCUGUUUUAUGACACCUGUUCUUUGGUUUACUAUCUACUGCCUGGUUAAUAAAAAAAGCCAAGAAAACAAUAGAACUGCCAUUUCCUUAGGAUUUCUACUUCUCUCCUAAAUCAGCACCCAAGACUCCUUUUGAAAACAUGACUGGAAACUAAUGUUGCUUCUGCACUGAGUGAUGUUAAUGUACUUCCAUCUGCCACAUUAGGUUGCAGGAUAGUUCACCACCAGAAACACAGGCAUCUAUUACCAUAAUGCAUUUUUAAGCUGCAAUGGGAAUCUUUUAUUGUAAUGUCUGACUUCAGGUUACCAUGCUGAAGAGGAGCCUAGAUCCAAUGUUAAGGUAGUUGAAAAGUUCAUGAAAACGCAAUAAAAUGAGAGCAAGGAUGAAAACUUUGCCAUGGAGAGAGUAAUAAGCAAAAUAUUGCUUUAGAGCAGGUGUGUAAAUAAUAAAAAAUCAAGAAAAA
Messenger RNA from Pelodiscus sinensis (Chinese soft-shelled turtle), 992 nucleotides. RefSeq names its product piercer of microtubule wall 1 (gene PIERCE1). The record is from RefSeq and is a predicted model, not a curated record. Gene Ontology annotation, cellular component: axonemal microtubule. Gene Ontology annotation, biological process: axoneme assembly. NCBI's taxonomy places the organism in Eukaryota, Metazoa, Chordata, Testudines, Trionychidae.